AUGGCAGACCAAGAACGACACGCCAGCGGUUCCUCGAGGUGGUACCAUGACGAAGCGCGCGCUGCCCUGCUCAAUAGCGAGGUCUCGAACAAGAUUCGGGGGUUAUGGGGUGGAUUUACGGCGUUUGUGUUGAGGGAUAACGUGCUGGAAGUUGCUGUUGGUUUAAUCUUUGCGACCGCGUUCACGAAACUGGUUACUUCUCUUGUGUCCAAUAUUAUACUGCCGCCUAUAUCCCUCCUCCCGUUCAUGAGCAAGAACUUGGACGAGAAGUUCUUGGUACUGAAGAAAGGACCCAACUUUGAACCCCCGAAUGGGUAUAAUACGAGGGAGCAGGCUUCAGGUGACGGAGCAAUCGUUUGGGCUUACGGGGCAUUUGCGGAUGAGGCUCUCAAGUUCAUCGGUGUAGGGGCUGCACUGUAUCUGAUUGCGACGGUGUAUGGUGCCUUCACGAAGGAUUCGAUUAUCCGGGAUACGAUUCGGUGUAUGUAUUGUAGGAAGGAGAUUAGUGCCAAGGCGAAACGGUGUCCAUUGUGUACUUCGUGGUUGGAUGGAAGAGAAGACAAGGAGACGAGUGCUUUGGCACCACACGAGUCCUAGACCGGAUGAUUCAUGCUGGCAUACACGAGUAUUUUCUUGUCAUGUCAUUCGUUCCUGUUGACAUGAAUCUACGUUGGUCUAGAU
Molecule: messenger RNA, 681 nt
Organism: Coprinopsis cinerea okayama7#130
Lineage: Eukaryota; Fungi; Basidiomycota; Agaricomycetes; Agaricales; Psathyrellaceae
Exons: 4
Coding region: 1-597 (198 amino acids)
Biological process (GO): intracellular water homeostasis; monoatomic ion transport
Molecular function (GO): mechanosensitive monoatomic ion channel activity
Source: RefSeq, a predicted model, not a curated record